AUGUCUACAGGAGAGGGGUUUGCCCAGUUGGAACGUUUUUAUUAUGAUUCAGCUUCAAAAACCUGCAAAAGUUUUUUCUACAAAGGGCUUAAAGGAAAUCAAAAUAAUUUUUUGAAUUUAAGAGCGUGUCAACUUGCUUGUCUCCCUCUGGACAACCCUUGUAUUGGUCAACCAGCAAAAAGCGAGAGUGGCCAAGUCUUCUUUUGCUCUGCCACAAAUAGAGAUACUUGCCCUGUCAAUUUUUGGUGCCAUCUUGGAACAGUUCCAGAAACUACUGUUUGCUGCCCUGGAGGCAAUUUAAAUUUCUUAAAAUUUGUAGAAUUACAUAUAUUUAAAUUUUAG
Molecule: messenger RNA, 342 nt
Organism: Meloidogyne enterolobii
Lineage: Eukaryota; Metazoa; Nematoda; Chromadorea; Rhabditida; Meloidogynidae
Source: the annotation of a GenBank genome assembly